This is a messenger RNA of Microbotryum saponariae, 1369 nucleotides long. Lineage: Eukaryota; Fungi; Basidiomycota; Microbotryomycetes; Microbotryales; Microbotryaceae. The record is from the annotation of a GenBank genome assembly.
AUGGCGAGCACAGCCCUCCCAGACCCCAUGUCUCGCCGUCCCGCGACGUCGCUCUACAUCGGCAAAACUUCACCCAGAAUCCAGCACGCGAUCCUCUCCCUGUCCGACACCGAAUCCCUCCUAGCCCGUCUAGACCUCCCCACCACUCUAGCCGACUCCGAACCUUCCCUGGACCUACUCUCUCAAAUCUUGAUGGCUUGGCAUACGCAUAUCCCUUAUGACUCGAGUAGCUUGCAUGUCAAGAGGGAGGAUUGGGACAGCGCGAUGGAGGAGAGUCGACCGAUCGUAUUGGGGACCGGGGACGGGAUGGAGUUGGGCGUGGGCAACUUUGAGAGGAUUUCCAAGAGGUAUACGGGUGUGUUAGAGAGAUGCUGGGGUUUUGGAAGGUUACCUAGGGAUGGGAAGGCGUGGCUGACGUGAAGGCCCGGCCCCGCUUCUCCUCGAUCGGGAAUCUAUUUUCGUCUCGUGUGCGAUCGCUCGCGGUACAGGGGGCUAUUGCUAUGCCCAAAACACACUUUGUGCCGCUUUCCUACGAGGUGCGUUCAUCUCAGGUACUCGCAUCCGACAACUUGCGACGACUGAAGAACGUCACGUGACCCGUCCCCCCUCAGGUUUCGGCUACCGAGUGACCGAAGUCGGUGCCCGCGUCUACCUUUUCCGAGGCAAGGACCCCGUCGUCGAAGGCUACAACUGGUCCUGCAUCACCCACGAACUGCUCAUCGUCGACUGGGCCGGUUCCGACUCGAAGCGCUACGUCCUCGACGCCGGAUUCGGCGGCGGGGGAUGUCCUUACCCCAUCGUCCUCGAAGACGGAGCGACGUCACGUUCUUUAACCCGCAACGAAUCCUUCCUCUUGCGCAAACAAGCCAUGGGCAUCAACUCUUUCGAAGAGAUUCAUGACCCACCGUCCGGCUGGACGUUGUACCGUCGUGUCCUUCCCCGUGGAAGCAUCGUCGAGGAUGUGACGAAUUUGGAUCCGAGUCCAGGGUAUUGGUCCCCUUGUGUUCAUUUUACGCUCGAGUCGAUCUUGCCGAGUGAUGUCAUCAUGGCCGAGUAUUAUAACUCGCAUGCUCCGGCGGCACCGUUCAUGGUCUUUUUCGUAAGUCUACUCACUUGCGUUUGAUCGAACGUUCACUGAAGAUCCCCUCGCGGGUAGGUCGUCUCCAUACUACUUCCCACCGGUGCUCGCAAAACCCUCUCCUACGGCGCACCCCCGAUCGAUCUCAAAGACGGCGACGACAACCUGAUUAAAGCCAAACUGUACACCAAGGAUGGGGUUAAGGGGGAGGAGGAGAACGUGGAGUUUAUUCCGUUCGAAACGGGACCGAUUCGGAAGGUGUUGGAGAGGGAGUUUGGGUUUAGGUUCUGA